AUGGCUCAUAAUCCUGCUUUUCAAGACGAAUUUUACACGUGUUGUUAUGAUGAACAAGAAUCACAGUUAAUGGUUUUGAAAGAUAAGCAAGCCUUGUGUGAAGGUUUAAAGUAUAUUCUGUCUGUACCUGAUCUAUGCGAUGUUACUUUCCUUGUUGGUCCGGAGCAAUAUCCAAUCCACGGACUGAGAGCAAUACUAGCAUCCAGAAGCAGACUGUUUUACUUGAUGAUCCUUGCUAAAGAAAAGGAAAUAAAAAUACAAGCUUCACAGAAGAAAAUAGGAUUUUUGAAGAAACUUAAAGAAAUUCGCAAACUGCUAACCUCUAAACCGUCAUACCAAACUUCGGAAUCAUCCAUUUCAAGAAAGUUGACUAUUGUUCUAGAAGAAUUUGAACCCAGUGUAUUUGAGAGACUGGUACGUUAUAUUCACUGUGGCAUGGUAUCAGUCGACGUGUUUUCUGUAGUUGGACUGUUGAAUGCUGCCGAAAAGUUCGAGUUGGAAUGCCUGAAGAAUGCAUGCUGGGAAUUUGCUGUCAGUUGUAUCCGUCCUGAUCUUGUUCAUGAUCUUAUUGCCUCAGCGAAUGAGUACUCCAAAUGUAAAUUGACAAAUGAUCUUUUCAAAGAGGUAAACUAG
Mytilus californianus (California mussel) is the source of this 633-nucleotide messenger RNA. RefSeq names its product serine-enriched protein-like. NCBI's taxonomy places the organism in Eukaryota, Metazoa, Mollusca, Bivalvia, Mytilida, Mytilidae. Gene Ontology annotation, molecular function: protein binding. The record is from RefSeq and is a predicted model, not a curated record. The coding region runs from base 1 to 633 and encodes 210 amino acids. The transcript is spliced from 4 exons.